Phytophthora sojae is the source of this 1086-nucleotide messenger RNA. RefSeq lists its product as hypothetical. Lineage: Eukaryota; Oomycota; Peronosporomycetes; Peronosporales; Peronosporaceae. Gene Ontology annotation, molecular function: magnesium ion binding; 5'-nucleotidase activity. The record is from RefSeq and is a predicted model, not a curated record. The coding region runs from base 1 to 1086 and encodes 361 amino acids. The transcript has 2 exons. Gene Ontology annotation, cellular component: cytoplasm.
AUGGCUUGGCGACAUCUCGUGCCCCCCGGUCUUUGCGCUGCCGCAGGAGCCUCCAUCUUCCUGUCCAGCAGCGCCGAUUCCGCCUCGGCCUCCGCCCCCUCCAUCGUCGCGCUGUCCUACAAUGACGGGCACCAACGGCGCGCCCCUCGAAUGAUCAUCGGAGACCCCGACACGUUCGCGCGCAAGAUGAACAAGUUCACGCGCGACGGAGCGGGUCAGUUGCUGGUGAUCGCCGACUUCGACCGCACCUUGACGCCGUACUACAAGCAGCGCAGCGACCCGACGGAGCCGCUGGAGCAGGAGAGCAGCAGCCACGGCCUGCUCAUGACCAGCAGCGUGCUGUCUCCGGAGGUGGCGGCCGCCCACCAGGAGCUCUUCGCCCGGUACUACCCCGUGGAGAUCUCGUCCACGUUGUCGGCGGACGAGAAGUUCCCCUUCAUGGCUCAGUGGUGGGAGAGCACGCACUCGCUGCUGGUCGAGUCCAAGCUCACCAAGAACCAGGUGAAGCAGGCGGUGGCGCAGGGCUCGCUGGGCUUCCGCCCGGGCUUCCACGCGCUCUUCAAACUGCUGCACGACCAGCAGGUGCCCACGCUCGUCUUCUCCGCGGGCCUCUACGACGUCAUCCACGCGGCGCUCGAGAAGGAGUUCGCAGCGGAGCAGAAGCGCAGCGAGGGGCCCAUCGCAGCCGACGACAUCCCCGACGCGCAGCUCUUCACGCCCGACAACGUGCACGUCGUGUCCAACAUGAUGCGAUUCGACGCCCGGGGCCGCAUCAAGGGCUUCGACGGCCAAGGGAUCCACCCGCUCACCAAGACGGCGCACGCGCUGCUGGACUCGCCCUUCUGGAAGGACCGCGAGCUCGACAAGCGACGCAACGUGCUGCUGCUCGGAGACUCGCGGGGCGACGUGCGCAUGGCCGACGGGCUGGACGCAGAUGAGAUCAUCCGCGUCGGCUUCCUCAAUGUGCACGUGGACGAGGCGUUAGAUGAGUACCUCGAGCUCUACGACGUGGUGUUCACCAACGACGCUAGCCUCAUGCCCGUGCAGAUGCUCAUUGAGCAGAUGACGGCCGACAAGAAACAGUAG